UGAUUUGUCAAGAAUACCGUCCCGUGUCCCAAGAGCACCAAAUUAUUUUUACUCUCCAACACCUGGCGCGUACACGACACGCACCGUCAUAGUUCCCCAAUAACGCAACUCCCGCGCCUGCAAUAUCUGCCUAAAACCAAUCUCAACGGGUCAUCAAUCCAAUCCAACAGUUAAAUACCCCACAACUGCCAACCGGACGACACGUGUCACAUAAAAUUCCAAAUCCUCACGCGCUCUUCUGGAGAGCCUCAAAUUCUAUUCGCCCAACCAAUGUGCUUCGAUUCGACAUUUCCCACUUUUUUUCUUUUCCUUUUUCAAAACCCAAAACCAAAACCAUUGAUCAUCAUCAUAGAGAGAGAGAGAGAGAGAGAAUGGAGAUAGUUCUUGCAGAAUAUAUGUAUGCAACAAGGGCAACAUAGAUCUGCUUUGUCUGUAAGGUACAUAAAUUCCGGUUUCUGUGCGUCCAAAGUGACAUCUUGACACUAGCUGUUCCAGUUGUACAAUAUUGUUCUCUAGGGAUAUAUAUUCAAGUAUGGCAGGUGGAAUAUCAAGCUUUUGGGGUCCUGUUACGUCCACCACUGAUUGGUGUGAGCAGAAUUACGCCUACUCUUCUUAUAUUGCAGAGCUUUUCAACACUAUGUCAAAUAUCCCAGGCAUUAUCUUGGCACUCUUUGGUCUUGUGAAUGCCUUGAGGCAACGCUUUGAGAAAAGAUUUACUGUCUUACACAUAUCAAAUAUGAUUCUUGAUAUUGGGAGCAUGUUAUUCCAUGCCACACUGCAGAAAGUGCAACAGCAAGGUGAUGAAACCCCAAUGGUAUGGGAAUUGCUCCUCUAUAUCUACAUCUUGUACUCACCGGAUUGGCAUUACAGGAGUACAAUGCCUACCUUCGUUUUCAUCUAUGGUGCAGUAUUUGCCCUUGUGCAUUCACUGGUCCAUUUUGAAAUUGGCUUUAAGGUGCAUUACGUGGUACUCUGUCUUCUCUGCAUUCCCCGGAUGUACAAAUACUACAUUCACACACAAGAUAGAUCUGCAAAGCGUCUUGCGAAGUCAUGUCUCAUCACCUUUUUGCUAGGGAGUAUUUGCUGGCUUUGUGAUAGUCUGCUCUGUGAGGAGAUUUCUCGCUGGUACUUCAAUCCACAAGGUCAUGCUUUAUGGCACACCUUAAUGUGUUUUAACUCCUAUUUUGCAAACACGUUCUUGAUGUUCUGUCGUGCUCAGCAACUGGGAUGGAAUCCACAAGUUCUCCACUUCAUGGGGCUAUUGCCCUACGUGAAGAUUGAAAAACCGAAGGCCCAGUGAAAGAAGUUACCAGGUGAGAAAACUGAGUCUCUCAAGCGAGGUAGGCAUAGUGUUUUGGCAUGUGAACUUUAGCAAGUAACCACAGUUCAUUCUUUUUUUCUUAUUUGUUUUGAUUUCCCCUCACUUUGACCAAUGUAAUGUAAAUGAUAUGAUUUAUUAAUUUUGGUGAUUGUGAUAGUGUUUAAAUCUUCAGUUGAAAACUAGUGGUCGGUCAUCCCAAUGUAACAUAGUUUUGUGUGCUUCAACUGCUAGAAUUUGUGGAUAAGGUUGUUACUGGGACGUUGUUUGUCGUUUCAGAUUCAGUUUUGUGGCUGUGUAAUCAGUUACAUUAUAAUCUCUAUGCUUAGUCUUUUGAAUUGAGGGUUUUAACAGCAAUGGUAUUAUUGAGGAUUUGAUUGUUAUUAA
Messenger RNA from Camellia sinensis, 1705 nucleotides. Its product is annotated as alkaline ceramidase. The record is from RefSeq and is a predicted model, not a curated record. Lineage: Eukaryota; Viridiplantae; Streptophyta; Magnoliopsida; Ericales; Theaceae. Gene Ontology annotation, cellular component: membrane. Gene Ontology annotation, molecular function: hydrolase activity, acting on carbon-nitrogen (but not peptide) bonds, in linear amides. Gene Ontology annotation, biological process: defense response to other organism; ceramide metabolic process; response to salt stress.